This is a messenger RNA of Guillardia theta CCMP2712, 888 nucleotides long. RefSeq lists its product as hypothetical. Gene Ontology annotation, molecular function: phosphatidylinositol transfer activity. The coding region runs from base 1 to 888 and encodes 295 amino acids. The record is from RefSeq and is a predicted model, not a curated record. NCBI's taxonomy places the organism in Eukaryota, Cryptophyceae, Pyrenomonadales, Geminigeraceae. The transcript has 5 exons.
AUGUCCACGGCGGUGAUUCGGAUGGAGGGACUCCCCCUCAAGCAAUUUGAUGGGAAUACGAUGUGCUCCGACGUUUCCGCAGUGAACGUAUCCAUCUUUGGCAAAACAAACACAUCAGAAGGUUUCCAAGAAUUUUCCAGGACGAGAUCGAAGAGUCUUCCUCCUGAAAGGUUCUUGGAUGCCGAGAAUCGGGGGUAUGACAAGGAAACAACAAGCGUAGUAUGCCUUUUGAGCAGUCCAGCAACGGAUGAGCUGGUCCACGGACUCCCCAUUGACGCAGAGAUUGAUUUGUUGGAGAAUUCCCUUGACAUGGACUACAUGGUAGAAGAUUCGCUUUCUCCUUCUAACGUCGAUGAGUUGGUGGUACGCUUGAGGAAUUUCCUGAGCAAAGAAGGUUUCAAGGACAACGAGAAAGUUCUGUCAACUGCUUACUUGCGUUCUGUGUUGUCUGGAACGAAGGACGGGAAGCAGAGGACAUUUGAAUAUGUAGCGCAAAAGAUCUUGAAAUCAUUAAGAUGGCGUGUUGAGAACGGGGCAGCUUCGAUAUCCUUCGAGGAUGUAUCCAGAUCGCUUGCACCAAAUCAUAUGUUUUGGUCUGGUUAUGACAAGUUCGGAAGACCGAUUCUUUAUGCUCGUCCAGCCCUCAUGGACUUGAAAACCUAUGACCGCGAUGAAUAUAUUCGAGCACAUGUUUAUCUGAUUGAACGCGGCAUCCAAAUGAUGGAGAAGGCACUUCUGAAUGUUGCAACAGAGGCAUACCCUGACCGUCUUGGAAUGCUGCUGGUCGGGCCCGUAAACCUGUUUGUCCGAGCGGCAUGGUCGAUUCUUUCUAAAUUGAUACCGAAGAGGCUUGCGAAGAAGAUUCACAUGUCGAAGGAUUUGACGUAA